CGCACACAUGCGAGGCCAAUACCAGACUUCUGAAAAAAAGGCUAUUUCAAACAUAUGCAACUCAGACAGCGUAAGCUAAAUCUAUUGUUUUCGUCUUAAUUUUUUAAUUACUCAAGUUCAGGUAUGCUUUCUAGAGAACCAUAGACCAGUGGUAAGCUUCCACUGACAUUUAAUGGGCAACAAAUUGAAAUUUGGAAUAAUUUCAACCAGUUUGACCUAAAUUCACUUUGUCGCUGGUGCCCUACGCACUGCAACCCUCUGACUUUACAAAGCAAGAAUCCGUCAGUGAUACGACCAGUCGCAUACCAGUGUGAAAAUCCACCAACACGAUGAUGGCGCCAAAUACCUAGGGAGUGCUCAUUGCAGAAAAAGCCGUGGUUUUUGACCAAAUUAUACCGUGAGUAUGAUGCUGUACCUAAGUGCAAUUGUCGACCUACUCCACAAGGUGUGAGCAUCAAGUCACACACGACCAUCAUGUUUAGUCCAACCAUGGCGGGAACCAGUGCAAAUCAUGGGCACCAGCCUGCGGAGGUUUUCCGCAAGGAUCUGAUCAGUGCCAUGAAGCUGCCUGACUCCUACCAGCUUCUGCAAGACGAGUACAUGGUCAUCACAGACACAUGGAAACAAGAAUGGGAAAAAGGGGUCCAGGUACCGGUUAACCCUAGUAGCAUCCCGUCAGUGACCUGUGAACAGAGCAAGGAAUGGCAACCAGUGAACUUUAAAUUGCCAAGGAAGUUGAUCUGUAUGUCAGGAGGUACAGCUGAGCAGGAGGAUUUUGCUGAUGCCCACCUCAAGAAGCUGGAGUCGGUUUGUUUGUAUGACCUGGAUGAGGUUGAUGAGCAGUGGCUAGAGAGUGUCAAUCAAGAGAGAGAUGAGAUGGGCGAUCCGCCUAUUGAUGAGUUUACCAUGGAACAGAUCAUUGAAGAGUGUGAAAUGCAGUGCCAUAAGAACAUGGAUCAUGCCAUGCAGACAGAGGAGGGACUGGGUAUUGAGUAUGAUGAUGAUGUCAUCUGUGAUGUAUGUAGAGCGCCGGACUGUGAGGAGGGUAAUGAGAUGGUCUUCUGUGAUAAGUGCGACAUCUGUGUACAUCAGGCAUGCUAUGGCAUUGUGAAGGUACCUGAGGGGUGCUGGAUGUGCCGUACCUGUGCUCUUGGUAUUCAACCCAUUUGCUUGCUAUGUGGUGUCAAAGGUGGAGCCAUGAAAAGUACAAGGAGUGGGACGAAGUGGGCUCAUGUAAGCUGUGCUCUAUGGAUCCCUGAGGUUAGCAUAGGAUGUGUAGAAAGAAUGGAACCCAUCACUAAGAUAUCACAGAUACCGGGAAGUCGAUGGGCGUUGAUAUGCAAUCUAUGUAGGGUCAGAACCGGCGCAUGUAUACAGUGUUCGGUUAAAACCUGCAAAAUCGCUUAUCACGUCACAUGUGGUUUUCAGAACAACUUAGACAUGAAGACGUAUCUUGAUGACGAGGUUGAAGUUCGAUUCAGAUCGUUCUGUUUGAAGCACAGCAAGAAACGGAACCCUGAUUCAGACACAGACGGUACGCCCCAAAAGAACUCGGCAACGGGAACCCCAAAGAAAGAGAAAUCUUUAGAAGAGAAAGACAAUGAGCGUGCAAUAAGAAUUCAAAAUGUGACGGAAGAUUUCUACAAGUACGCCAAAGUAAAAGAGGUUAGCACAAAUCUAAGCAUGAAGGACGACAUUGAUGUUGUGGAUCUUGUGUUUGAGUACUGGAAGCUUAAAAGAAAGUCGUGUUUCAACAAGCCGCUGGUUAUUCUUCAGAAAGAGGAAUCACCGAGCUCCAAUGAGGAAUACAACCUCCAUGCUAGGAUGAGGAUGUUUGUUCAUCUACGUCAAGACUUAGAGAGGGUGCGAAAUCUCUGCUACAUGGUCCAAAAACGGGAGAAACUUAGUCGCCAAAUGGGCACACUACGAGAGGAAAUCUUUGUGAAGCAGAAACAAAUCUUCAACAGUGAUACGUCAAGUUUCUCCCAAGAGGAUCUGGAAUUCGCCGAACAAGCCGCUGCCCUUAGUUCUCAAGUCACCGAGAAAUCUGAAUCCACGUUUGACCUGUUUUCAGAAGUCAGUGUCGACGAGGAUAAAGUAACUGAAGAGGUUAAACUUGUGGAGGACCUCGUGAUGAGUAGCAGUGUCGUCAAACCUAAGAAAUAUUUUGAAUCCAGCGAGAGUUCGUCUUCGGAGACGGAGAGCUACAGCGAAUCGAGGAGUAGCUCCAGAACAGAGUAUUCAAAGAUUUCCUCUGAGUCUGACCAGAAGCCAAUGAAUCUACUCGCUGAUUUGGACUUCAAUGCUGCGGAUGCAGACAGCGACGUUAAACGAAGUGUAGUGGUUGAAGGGAGCAAUCAAAGGUUGACAGUGGAAAGUAGUGAACCAAAGAUUGCUCAAACGCCGUCUGGCAAAACCCUAGAACACAAUGUCAACCAUUCUGUGAACCUGAAUAAUAACAGUUUAUUAAGGCAGAGACAACGAGGCAGUCAGUUAAAACGAACUGCGUCCGACGUUGACCAAGUCGAUCAUAUACAAACGAAACGCAUCUCCAGAAACGGUAGACACACGCAAAAUUCAUUAGUGAAAUCAAAAAUAGCAUCUUACCUCAAACCUGCACAGGGAAAGUUAUUAAAUAGUCCGGAAUCAGCGGAGAAGCCACGGCACCCACGUCCAUCGCUGUCGCCAAGACAACUUCAGAUGCAGGAGGAGGCAGCUCGUCUCCGAGAGCAGAUGUUUGCCUCCAGUCCUGCGUCCCGAUCCCUCCUCAGUGGCUACCGCAUCCCUAAGAAGAAAUCCAUCCCAUCCAGCGAAUCCUCACCCCCCGCUAUCGAGGCAGACAUCGCCACGACGUCGUCGCAGCCUGAUAGGGAGGACCACAGCCUAACUGCGACCCCGGAAACGCGCAGCGUCCGUCGGAGAAUCGAAGAUGAACUCGACCGGGAGAGCAACUGUAGCGACCGACAGUUCGAGAAUAUCGACUCGGAGGUCAGUAUUUGUCUCAAGGGGAAAGAGUCACCUGGUUCGGGCGACUCUGAGGAUGACAUCAUCAUCGUCGACGACGACCACCAGCAACAAGUAACGAAGCAGCUGCUAUCCCAGGGCCUGAGCAGCUCAGGUGCAAAACUCACCAAAAGCCAAAGUGUAGAUAGACCGGACGUGAAUAACAGAGUGAAUGACAACAAACCGGUCACUACUAGGUUAUAUGACGCAGCGUAUCGUUUGCUCAACAGUGCUAUUCCACUCUAGUCCUAUAGUUCACUUAGUUUCCUUCUUCGCUGUGUCUGACAAACUGUCAUAGGGUUUUAUUAUUAUUAUUUUUCCGGUGGAGGUAACAAUUUGUUAUUCAGGGUUUUUGUACUGAACAUGUUUUGUUCAUAUACUCCCCAAGAGUUGGAGCCACUUGUUGUGUUUCUCGUUUGCUCUUAAAAGAGAAAUGUCAUAAAACAUACUAGUUCCUAACGUUCUAAAAACAGCUAUAGAAAAAUCAAUUUGGAGUUGUUGGUAAUCUCAAAAUGGCCACAUAUUCGGCUUCAAAUGAUGUAGCAUGUACAUGUGCUGGCUGGGAGAAAGAGACAAAAAUGUCACACAAAAAUGUCUCUAGAGAACUAUUUUAGCAUGUACAACGUGUUUAUGCGACUCUCCUAAAAACAUGGCUGUGUGAUUUCACUUUUUU
Asterias rubens (European starfish) is the source of this 3676-nucleotide messenger RNA. Its product is annotated as protein Jade-3-like. The record is from RefSeq and is a predicted model, not a curated record. Gene Ontology annotation, cellular component: histone acetyltransferase complex. NCBI's taxonomy places the organism in Eukaryota, Metazoa, Echinodermata, Asteroidea, Forcipulatida, Asteriidae. The transcript is spliced from 15 exons. Gene Ontology annotation, biological process: regulation of transcription by RNA polymerase II. The coding region runs from base 475 to 3249 and encodes 924 amino acids.